AGGAUAUGCUACUAACUAGUUCUUGUUCUAGGCGUCAUUCCCAACACAACUGUCCAGAGUCCAGACAUCCAUAAGAACAAACACUCGUACAAUCAUACACACACUCAACGUGAUCUCUGUGAUUUACACAAACAUGUCGAAGCAAUUUGGGAAAAGAUUUCAAGGGAAAGUAGCCAUAGUGACUGCUUCAACACAAGGCAUUGGGUUUGGCAUAGCAGAGCGUCUUGGUUUAGAAGGCGCCUCUGUUGUUAUAUCUUCUCGAAAACAGAGUAAUGUAGAUGAGGCGGUCGAGAAGUUGAAGGCUAAGGGGAUCGAAGUGUUGGGGUUGGUAUGCCAUGUUUCAAAUGCUCAACACAGAAAAAAUCUUGUUGACAAGACUGUGCAGAAAUAUGGCAAAAUAGAUGUGGUGGUGUCUAAUGCUGCUGCAAAUCCAUCUGUUGACCCCAUUCUGGAAACUAAAGAUUCAGUACUCGAUAAGCUAUGGGACAUCAAUGUGAAAACUGCCAUCCUUCUUUUAAAGGAUGCUUCUCCUCACUUGACAAAAGGUUCAUCUGUUAUUUUUAUUUCUUCCAUUAGUGCUUACAUUCCACACUCUUCCAUGGCUAUGUAUGCAGUGACAAAAACAGCACUCCUUGGGCUUACCAAGGCACUUGCCACUGAGAUGGCCCCAGAUACCCGUGUGAACUGUGUUGCCCCUGGCUUUGUACCGACACACUUUGCCGACUUCAUCACAAGUAACGAUGACGUUAGGAAGACCGUUGAGGAUAACACAUUACUCAAGAGGCUCGGAACUACUGCCGACAUGGCUGCUGCCACUGCCUUUUUGGCAUCAGAUGAUGCUUCUUAUAUCACUGGGGAAACACUGGUUGUUGCUGGUGGAAUGCCUUCUCGGCUCUAGUCAAACGAAAAUUUUCUUCAUAUUCUAUGUACUUCGUCCUGUGAUUCUUCUUUGAGGAUACAAACACUCUCCCUGUUUCAUGGGCCUAAUAAUUAUCCAGAGACUUGUAGAUAGUAUAGCCAUAUGUUUGUUGGAACAACAAUGACAAUGACAAUCAUCAUCUUCUACCCGAGCUUUUCCUUUUGUA
Molecule: messenger RNA, 1085 nt
Organism: Daucus carota subsp. sativus
Lineage: Eukaryota; Viridiplantae; Streptophyta; Magnoliopsida; Apiales; Apiaceae
Product: short-chain dehydrogenase/reductase SDRA
Exons: 6
Coding region: 134-898 (254 amino acids)
Molecular function (GO): oxidoreductase activity
Source: RefSeq, a predicted model, not a curated record